AUGGUGAAAUCUCAAAGAUCGUCCACAACUCUAUUCCAUCAAUGGCCCAAUAAAUAUCAUAAUCACAAUCAGAUCUCACAACCACCUACUACGCCAAGUCAUCACCAUCAGCAUCAGCCUUCUGGUAGCAUCUCGUCGAUAUCAACGCCAUUUCACCCACAAACUUCGAGGUCUGGCCAACAAUAUCAUCCUGAUGUGAAUGUAAGCGUGACACCAAGUAACCGUGCAGUAUAUGCACCAGGGUUACAAGAUAAUAGUCCUACACCAGGAUCACCUUCGCAAAUUGACCCUUUCGGUUCACAAGUCACUUCACCCGCUCCAAUUCAAUUGCAAAGUUCCUCAAGACCACCUUCAACAGUUUUGUCAUCUGGUGGAUCGCCUUUACCAGGUUCAACUCAUAGUGUAGUUACACCUAAAAUCAUUCUGGCUUCUCCGUCUACAAGUACGAUUCAUUAUCUCUUUCCUAGUAGCGAUACCAAGAACGGUAUCCAUCUCUCUACUUCGACCUCCACCAACAUAUCCCAGGACAACUCAGCUGGUCUAUGUCAGGCUGAUGGUAAACCCUUAAGGAGAGGUCAAUCGUUAUCAAGAGGGAAUUCAGUGAAGUAUAGAAAGAACAGCCAAAAUAUUGAUCAGCACCAACAAUUGCAUCGUGAUGUACCAGGACUGAAGAAUAAAAGAUCACUCCCCACUCCGAAUCUGAAACACCAAGCCGAGAAAGAGAAUUCACCCAAUCCCACUAAGGUCAAUGGACCAACUGGAGGAGUGAAAAAAUCAGACAUAUCGAAACCUUAUCCAUCACUUUCUGACGAAGCUAGAGACUACUCGAAAGGAUAUUACGACGUAGGACCGGAGGCAGAUACGAUGGGUACUCUGAGACGACAACCUGGUAUGAAUGACCUCAAUGUCAAAAGUAGAGUGGGAUUGGUGGAAAGCCAUGAUAAUAUUGUGAAUGGUGGUACUGGAAUGAAGAGAAGAGAAAGCGUUAUAUUGAAGGAGAUUGAAAAUAGACGUGAAAGGAGAGGAUGGGAAAUUGGAAGUAAACCUGCGCACGGGAACGAUCCUAUUGAGCCAACAUCACCAAGCACCAAAACCAAGACCUCUACGAAUGUUACCCAUACCCAAAUCAGAGGUGCUAAUCAGAAGAAACCCUACAUCCCACCGAUCACCGUCAUUCAACAACGGAGACGAAGUCAAUCCCUAACUUCACCUAGACCUGCACCUUCUCCACCGGCUGAUCCUCAGAAUUCGCCCUUGCUUCCUGCGCCAGACUUGGGAGAUCCAUUAUCCCUAUCUGUCGUCAUCCCUAGCCCUUCUUAUUCUCAUCUCGAUUACAGUCCUGCUGGAUCUAGUGCAAGUCCCAUGUCAAGAAGCCAAAGUAAGAAAGGAGGAUGGAGUAAGAGGACCAGUGCUAUCUUCCCUUUGUCCGUUGCCAUGUCAAGGGGAGAUACGAGGAAGGGCCUAGGUACUUAUGAUUCUGCUAAAUUGAAAGCUCAACAGGAUUUCGAACAGAGGACCAAUUGGACUAGUAUUGGACUGGAAGGUAGAAUGGCAUCGAUCAAGCGAUCUGUCUCACUAAGGAAGAAAGACAGCUCAGAAGAAUCCGGAAGGAGAACACGACCUAGAUCACAGUCGCUGACCACAACGAAAUCUAUCAGAGAGUUAGAUGAGGCACCGCCAUUACCUUCACCAUCUCUAAUGAAAGGUGGAUAUAUCCCGUAUGGUGGGGAAUAUACUUCCGAAGGGUAUACAGGGGAAUUAUCAAUCGAUUUAGGAAGUAGGUAUCAUCCCCAUCAUCUAGAAGGCUGUUCAACUACGUUAGAAAUGGAUCUGGCGUCUCCACGAUCAGCCGAAACCUCCAUCUUCCCCGCUUCCACCCCUACCAGCUUGGAAUACGACCACCAUCUCACUUCCAGGGGCCACACCGUUAUGAUUGAUAAAGUGAUAAGGAUCGUUGGAAGACCAUUACAUCCAGCAUUCAACGAAAGUGAAGGUUCGUUAUCGAUCAUGGCUCCUUCAACAGUAGGAUUGGGAUUCUCUCCUGUCGGUACACCAGUAUCAUUACCUGAUUCCUUACUUGAGGAGGCGAUAGACCUGACUGAGACUGGACGAAGACUAUCAAGUCCUAUGAUCGAAGCUGUCAUUACACCUCCUACACCACAGAAUCAAGGUAUAUUACCUAGACAAGCCCUUUUAGCUCCAUGUCGAAGCCACCGUCCCGAAGAUCAAAAUUCACAUCAGUAUUCCCCUUCUCUUUCGACUGGGUCUACUGGCUCGGGAACGGGUAGCCAGAGAAUACCUAGAAGGUCGUUGUUAUUGGCUCAAAAUAGAUUUUACAUCCCUUCUUCACAUGCCAAGCCUUCACCGCCGAUGCAAGUCCCUGUCGAAGUUGGAGUGGGAGUUGGAGGUGGAGUUGGAGUGGGUAGAAAACCCUCUUUGAGAUCUAGUAAAUCCCUUGGACCAGGGAUAAUGAAAAGGGCCUACGCUCCUUUUGACCUUAAAGCAGAUGUUGAUGGUAAUGGUCAGCCGGGUCCAGGUGAACCUUCAAAUUCCACGUCUUUUGGAGGUUUGAUAAAAUCAGCUUCGAUUAGAUCAACUACCAAACGAUUCUCAAGAAUUUUGGAAAAUCACGAUCAGCACACGCAUCAACAGCAGAGUUAUGGUACGGAACGGAUAUCAUCUACAUCAUCAAUGAAAUUUAGGUCUCGACCUUUGACUACUUUCUCAAUUUGUUCACCAUCUGAUGCUAUCGAACCUCUACCUCAGAAUAACUCGCCUUCGCCUGGGAUGGCAAUAUCGCGAACUUUGAGAUCGAACAGAUCUUCACCAUUCUUAUCUGCAAGUAAUUCGUUGAGAAUCUUAUUUGGUAAAGAUGGAUUUGUCGCCAGGUCCCUCUCACAGGCAUUUGAUAAAGAUCAUAACAACCAUCAGCAUCACCAUCAACCUCGAGAUAGCGUAUACAGCGAGAGAGAGAAAUCAUUGUCACCUAGAUCUAAGGAAGAAUUGAAACUUCGAAUAUCGAGUCCACUUGAAGCUUCACACAACGCUGAAGGAGUACGAAGAAGACAUAGAGCUUUAUCACCAGAGUACGGGGAAGAGGCUAGAGAGAAGGGAAGAGACGCAGAUAAGAAAUGGCGAGAAUCAGUAUUGCAAGAAGCUCUUAGUAUAUCCAUAUCUAACUCAUCGAGUCUACACAAACUCGCCAACUACGAUAAAACCGAUGGUGGUGCUGUACCGAGGAUGGUAUCUUCCGGAUCGAAAAGUAGAUUAGCGAUUCCCGAUCAACUUUUGUCAGCACCAAAUAUACGUGAUUCAACCAUCAGUAAUGGAACUGAUGGUUUGAGAGGUAUAGGUGAAAGUAUGUUAGCUGGGAAUGGGGUGAACGGAAGUUUGGAAAGUAGUUUGAACCUUAGAGCUGUCAUGAUGCAAGAUUGGAACAAAGGAGAGAAAGAGAAGGAGAAUGGUAAAAGUAGGAUGUUGGAAGCGGUAGGGAGAGAGGAAAGUAUGACAUCAGCUCCCAGCUUUUACUCUAAUAACGCUUCCACAUACUUCGAAAAACCUUCAACUUCCACACGUAGAUUACAAGGUAAAGGUUUACCAUCUUCUUUCUCAAUAGCCGAGUUGACUAAAGGUAAAAAGUCAAUAUCGAAAUCGAAACCGAGAUCAAAACAUGAAGAGACCUGUGAUAGAAUGAAUAUCAGACAGAUUAGUCAACCAAUACCAAUCUCAAGUCCAUUAGGUUAUAAUGAUCGAAUCAAGACUUUUGAUUUGAACACUGCUAAUUCUCAAGAGAAGAUUAUGGAAGAAUUGAUCGAUCCUUCUUUCCGAGAUAAUUCUCGAAAAUCGAACAGUAAUAAUGGAAUUGGAGGAUCAAUGAAGGGUAGGAAUACAUCAGCUACCUCAAGUAUAUUUGGUCUUAGGUCAAACUCGAAAUCACCCGAAUCUUCUUUGUGCCAUUCUACGAACAAUUCCAAGACAGGAUUUGGGUUAUCCUUAAGAUCGUCUUUAAAAAACAAAUCUGUCGGAAAGAAUGGUAUUUGCUCGAACGACUAUCUCACUACCAAUAACACUGUUGCAAGCAGUAGUAAACGUACGUCUUCUCAACAACAUCAUCGUCCCGCAGUGUUAGAUACCCUCUUAGCUAGAGAUGAUACCCUCCGAUCAGAAGAUAUCGAUCCCACCAGUACGGGUGCAAGUACGAGUGCUUCCAAUGAUCGAGACAAGUUGCGUAAAGUGCUUGAAUGGAGAGACGAAGUUGGCGAGAACGAGCAUUUAGCUAGGUUAGAACAGAAAAUAAGAGGGUUCGUAAUUGAUGAGAGAGAGAGAGUAAGGGAUAUAGGAAGGAAUAGUAUUGAGGGGUAA
Molecule: messenger RNA, 4362 nt
Organism: Kwoniella botswanensis
Lineage: Eukaryota; Fungi; Basidiomycota; Tremellomycetes; Tremellales; Cryptococcaceae
Exons: 3
Coding region: 1-4362 (1453 amino acids)
Source: RefSeq, a predicted model, not a curated record